Pogona vitticeps (central bearded dragon) is the source of this 1885-nucleotide messenger RNA. RefSeq names its product FGGY carbohydrate kinase domain containing (gene FGGY). Gene Ontology annotation, biological process: carbohydrate phosphorylation; pentose metabolic process. Gene Ontology annotation, molecular function: D-ribulokinase activity. Gene Ontology annotation, cellular component: cytoplasm. The record is from RefSeq and is a predicted model, not a curated record. Lineage: Eukaryota; Metazoa; Chordata; Lepidosauria; Squamata; Agamidae.
UUUUCUUCUCUUCGACUCCUUUCUUUCUUUCUUUUUUUCCGGCAACGCAGCCCGGAAAUUGCCUUGUCAGGAGAGCUGUGGUUUCUGCAAAGUGUGUGCUGGUAACUGGCCGCUUCUUGUUCUCUUGCUAGCUAAGGUCAUAUUUCACUUUUGGGCAAUAAAUAUCUUCAAGCACUUCAUAAGGUAAGUUCUGUGCCAUGAAUGGAGAAAGUGCUGCUAUUGUGUUCAACUUGCAGCAUUUUUGGUGUAGGAGAGUGAAGCUGCCACCUGUUCUCAAACAACAUAUUUUGUUAGGUCUGCUCACAAUGCAAAGCAAGGACCUGGAACCAGUAAAUUACUACGUUGGAAUUGACGUUGGCACAGUGAGUGUCCGUGCGGCUGUGGUAGACCAGUUUGGGACACUAGUGGCUUAUGCAGACCAGCCAAUUCAAAUUUGGGCACCGCAACCAGACCACUAUGAGCAAUCCUCUGAUGACAUCUGGGCUGCUUGUUGUACAGUCACAAAGAAAGUUAUCCAAGGGAUAGAUAUUUCCCAGAUUCGAGGACUUGGCUUUGAUGCUACCUGUUCCCUUGUUGUUUUAGACAGCCGUUUCCAACCCUUGGCAGUCAAUGCUGAAGGAGUACGCAACAGAAACAUCAUCAUGUGGAUGGACCACCGAGCAGCUGAUCAAGUAGCACGUAUCAAUGGGACAAAGCACAAUGUCUUGCAUUACGUUGGAGGUGCAAUGUCAGUUGAGAUGCAGCCACCUAAGUUGUUGUGGAUGAAAGAAAAUUUGAGAGAGUCUUGCUGGGAAAAGGCAGGACACUUCUUUGAUCUUCCAGAUUUCUUAUCGUGGAAAGCAACAGGUGCCACUACAAGAUCUUUGUGUACAUUGGUAUGCAAGUGGACGUAUUCAUCAGAGACAGGCUGGGAUGAUAGCUUUUGGAAACUGGUUGGAUUAGGAGAUCUUGUGGCGAAUAAAUACAAAAAAAUAGGAAAUGAAGUUCUUCCUCCUGGCGCUCCAGUUGGAAAUGGACUAACAGCAGAGGCUGCAAAAGAGCUUUGCCUUCGGAAAGGGAUUCCUGUAGCUGCCUCUCUUAUUGAUGCACAUGCUGGAGGAAUAGGCAUGAUUGGAGCCAAUGUGAAAGGACAUAACUUACCUUGUGAAAACCAGCCGCUUACAUCUCGAAUUGCUGUGAUAUGUGGGACUUCUUCGUGCCACAUGGUGAUAAGCAAGUCACCUCUGUUUGUCCCAGGUGUAUGGGGCCCCUAUUACUCAGCAAUGGUUCCGGGGUUCUGGCUUAAUGAAGGGGGCCAAAGUGCAACAGGAAAACUGAUAGAGCAUGUCGUCCAAGGACACGCUGCUUUCCCAGAACUGCAAACAAAAUCUGCAGCCAGUACUCAAAGUAUAUAUACAUACUUGAAUGGUCACCUGGAUCUGAUUAAGAAAUCUUUGCCUGUGGGUUUCCUCACUGUUGAUUUACAUGUUUGGCCAGAUUUCCAUGGCAACCGAUCUCCCCUUGCAGAUCUCACUCUAAAGGGCAUGCUGGUGGGACUGACUCUGUCACAAACCCUUGAUGAUCUCGCUCUUCUUUAUUUAGCCACCAUUCAAGCCAUUGCAGAUGCUAUGGAGAAAAUGGGAAGAGUUGGAAGAACAGUACUGCCAAACCACAAGGAUAAAAGAUAUUAUGACAAGAAGUACGAGGUGUUUCUAAAACUUUUGGAACAUCAGCGGGAGUAUAAAGCUAUCAUGCAGAGUGUGCCAUCUGUGUAAAGGAGUAUCACUCUUGAUGGAGAAUUCUCAUUGUCCUGUCCCUCAUCCCCAUGCAUUUCUUGAAUCUUUUUUCUGUCUGAAACCACAAUUAUAAUUCCAUUGUUAAUAAACAGUUUCCAAAUAACUGCCAG